AUGUUACUAAUCUUUUUGACUCUUUUGAGUUACUCUUUGGCUUUUACCAGUGCUCUUGGAAGUUACUACGUGAAAUAUCCAGCUCCAAUUAAUGUAUUUAUGGCAAGUAAUGAGAAAUAUGAUAGAAUGAAAUGUACCACAUGUUGCCGGGUUCUUUUUGCUUCAGACUAUAACUUUCGAACUAAAACUGUUUUUAAAGAAACUGAUCCCAGUACAGACACUCGUUAUGUAAUGGAUAUGGAGUUUGAUGACAAAUCCUUAGUCCGUGCACACACAGGUAAUUGGGAACAAAACAUAUUGCUCCGUCCUUUGAAGAUGGGAAAUGAAUUACAAUUCUGGGAAUUUGCUUCAUAUAAGAUGUACACCUCCUUCCCAAUCCCAAAAAGAGUUCAUGAUAUCAGAGGUUCUGCUUCUAUUGGGAACACGUUGAUCAUCUGGAAUAAAAAACCUCCUUUGGAUGCAGGAACAAAAAACCAAAGAUUUGUUUAUGUCCACCCAUACAAUGAUUACCCAUCUAAUGAACGAUAUUCUGUGUACAAAAAACACUUCUACAUUCCUUUUGAAACUAAAACUGAUUUGUGUUAUCAAACAAAAGAUGUCAGAGAUUCAAGAUCAACUUGGGAUGGAAAUAAAAACUUGGUGGUGUUAGGAUCAAGCUUCCAAAUUGCUGCGCAACGUUGCAAGGCGUCGGAAGCAAAACAGAUAUUUACACCCAUUUUUGCCUAA
Messenger RNA from Entamoeba invadens IP1, 726 nucleotides. RefSeq lists its product as hypothetical. The coding region runs from base 1 to 726 and encodes 241 amino acids. The transcript has a single exon. The record is from RefSeq and is a predicted model, not a curated record. Lineage: Eukaryota; Evosea; Mastigamoebida; Endamoebidae.